AUGGCCUCAGCAUAUUCCCCUGAACAAAUCGAUCUCUACGAAGAACACAUCUCUCUCCCCUCAAAAUAUCGACAGAAAACCAAUCCCCCAUUAACUAUCGACUACUUAACAUCUCUACACAUCCACCAAAUCUCCGCCGUUCCAUACGAAAAUCUACUUCUUCAUUACUCACCUGAUCAUACCGUAUCCCUAGACCCGCAAACACUCUUCACCAAAAUCAUAAGCAAUGCUCGAGGAAGAGGCGGGUACUGUCUCGAAGGUAGCACAUUUUUCAAUCACGUGUUACGAGCCCUCGGUUUCCAAGUAUAUACCGCAGGAGUAAGGAUACGAGGAAGAUCCACACACGAUGGUGUUCCACGCGGUGAUUAUAUCGGCUGGUACCACACCCCCUUUACCUUAUUUUCGCUUACUUACCAAUCCCAACAUCAUCUACCGGCAUCUCCCUCUAGACUACCUAACAUCUCUCUUUCUAGGUUCCACAUCGUAAACAUAGUCGCUCUCCCCAACACCACCAAGUACAUGGUAGACGUAGCCUUUGGCGGCGACGGCGCCACCAAACCUCUUCCCCUGAUCUCCGGUCACGCAGUCCAAAAUCUCGGAACUCAAGAAAUUCGUCUCGUGUACGAAACGAUUCCGCAGCAAAUCGAUCAAUCGAAACCGCUCUGGAUAUACCAAUAUCGUAACGGUCCCGACAGAGAAUGGAAUUCUUAUUAUGCGUUUAGCGAACAUGAAUUUCUGCAUGAGGAUUUCGAAAUUAUGAAUUAUUAUGUGAGUACGAAUAUGAGCGCGAGGAAUUUUCAGACGAAGAAUGUUUUGAUUGUGGCUUUUGUGAAAGGGAGGGAUGAGGAGAGUGAGGAGGGUGGGGAAAAGAUUGUCGGGAAGAGAAUGUUGGUUAAUGGGGCUAUAAAGGAAAAUAUGGGGGGGAGGACGAGGCUUGUGAGGACUUGUGAAGGAGAGAGUCAGAGGGUGGAGGUUUUGAGAGAGCUUUUUGGUAUUAGGUUGACGGAAGAGGAGAUUAAUGGUAUAGAGGGGAGCAUUGCAGAGUUGAAAGAUUCAUCGGAUACGCGGAGCGCUGUGACAGAGACAGAGAAGUAG
Sclerotinia borealis F-4128 is the source of this 1095-nucleotide messenger RNA. The record is from the annotation of a GenBank genome assembly. Lineage: Eukaryota; Fungi; Ascomycota; Leotiomycetes; Helotiales; Sclerotiniaceae.